Vicia villosa (hairy vetch) is the source of this 2455-nucleotide messenger RNA. Its product is annotated as pentatricopeptide repeat-containing protein At1g09900-like. Gene Ontology annotation, molecular function: protein binding. NCBI's taxonomy places the organism in Eukaryota, Viridiplantae, Streptophyta, Magnoliopsida, Fabales, Fabaceae. The transcript is spliced from 3 exons. The record is from RefSeq and is a predicted model, not a curated record. Bases 215 to 2110 code for a protein of 631 amino acids.
AAUAAGAAACCUAUCCAUAUGUUUGAAAGUGUUGACGGAACAAAAAAACACACGUGUUUCUGCCGAAACCAAGAAACAGCGGUUUUAUACUAUACUAUACUCGGAUAACACGGCUUUCUCUUGCAAACACAAACUCCUCAACAACGUCACUACCAUUUCUCUCAAGUAAGUCAAAUCCUUUUUAUAAUCACUUGUUAAAGAAGCUAUUAUUACCAUGAAAACAACGGAUUUGGUUAUACCUAGUGAGCAAUUUCACUCACUUCACCACUCUCACAAAGAGGCUUCUAGAUUAACAUUCUUCCAAAGAAAACCUCUGAAAUAUACAGUUUCCCACAAAUACGUUAGAACUGUUUUCGCGGUUUCGAAAUUCCAAACUUCUGGUUUGAAUGGUAAACCACAACAUUUUGAUAAAAACCCUAAUGGGAAUAAUUCAAAUAGUUCAAGAAAUGUAGAAGAAAUAGAGUUAGAUAACACUAGUCAUCUCCGUAAAUUGGUUAGAAUCGGUGAAUUAGAACAAGGAUUAAGGUUUCUAGAGAGUGUUAGUUACAAGGGAGAUAUUCCGGAUGUCAUUGCGUCCACGGGCCUUAUUCGCCAGUUUUGCAAGGCUGGCAAAACUAGGAAGGCUAUGCGGGUUAUUAAAAUUCUGGAAGAUUCUGGCGCUGUUCCUAAUAUUUUAGCCUACAAUAUUUUGAUUAGGGGUUUAUGUAAAUCGGGGGAUAUAGUGACAGCUUUGGAGUUUCUAGAACGGAUGAGUGUUUCGCCUGAUGUAAUUACUUAUAAUACGAUUUUGCGUAGUUUGUGUGAUAGUGGGAAAUUCAAGCAAGCUAUGGAAGUUUAUGAUAGGCAAGUGAAAAGAGAGUGUUAUCCGGAUGUGUUUACGUAUACUAUAUUGAUAGAAGCGACUUGUAAAGAGAGUGGAGUUCGUGAAGCGAUCAAGUUAUUGGAUGAGAUGAGGGUUAAAGGGUGUAAACCAGAUGUGUGUACGUAUACUAUAUUGAUAGAAGCGACUUGUAAAGAGAGUGGAGUUCGUGAAGCGAUCAAGUUAUUGGAUGAGAUGAAGGUUAAAGGAUGUAAACCAAAUGUGUUUACUCUUAAUGUUCUUAUCAAUGGUAUUUGCAAGGAAGAUAGGGUGGAUGAAGCGAUUGAGUUGUUGAAUAACAUGUCGUCUUAUGGUUGUAAACCGAAUGUGAUUACUCAUAAUAUUAUUUUGCGUAGCUUGUGUGGUACUGAAAGAUGGAAGGAUGCGGAGAGUUUAUUGGCUGACAUGCUUCGUAAGGGUUGUUCUCCGAGUGUUGUUACUUUCAAUAUCUUGAUUAACUUUUUGUAUCGGAAAGGUUUGCUCGGUAGGGCUAUGGAUAUCUUGGAGAAGAUGCCAAAUUAUGGUUGUACUCCGGAUUCCUUGAGUUACAAUCCAUUGAUUCAUGGGUUUUGUUUAGAAAAAAAGAUCGACAGAGCAAUUGAGUAUUUGGAAGUAAUGGUGUCGAAGGGUUGUUACCCGGAUAUUGUGACCUAUAAUACUUUGCUUACUGCUUUAUGCAAAGACGGGAAGGUGGAUGUUGCUGUUGAUUUGUUGAAUCAAUUGAGUAGCAAAGGGUGCUCUCCCGUUGCAAUUACGUAUAAUACAGUUAUUGACGGGCUUUUGAAGAUUGGAGCAACAGAGCGUGCUGUGAAACUCUUGGAUGAGAUGUGUCGGAAAGGUCUUAAACCCGAUGCAAUUACUUACUCUUCGCUGAUUGGGGGAUUUAUCCGUAAGGGAAAGGUUGAAGGUGCUAUCAAAAUUUACGAUUACUUGGAAAGAUUAGGUAUUAGGGCCAAUGUUUACACUUACAACUCAAUCAUGUUCGGAUUUUGUAAGGCACGUCAAACUAGCCGUGCUAUUGAUCUUCUGGCUCAUAUGGUAGCAAAAGGAUGCAAACCUACUGAAAGUACCUAUACAAUUCUUAUUGAAGGCAUUGCUUAUGAAGGAUUAGCGGAGGAGGCUUUGGGGUUAUUGGAUGAGUUGUGUGCCAGAGGAUUUAUGAAGAAAAGUUCUGCAGUACAGGGAACUGGACUGGAAUUAAAAGAAAAGAUGGAGCAGAGUGAGUUAUAUCUUGAACAACGAGGCUUGUGACUUGGAUAUGGAAGCUUCCUUCAUAGUUAUUAGUUUCAUGAAGUUGGAACUUCUCCGAGUUUCUCCAACCGGCUGGAACCAAGCAUUGCAUCUGCUUCCCAAAGUCAAAUGGAAGGAAAUAAUGGAGACUAUAUAUGGUAUUGUCAUCGCUGCCCCUUUGUGUACGUUUUGAUUUGAUUCUAUUUACAAAAUGGGCAGUGCCAGCCAUUUUAAUACUUUUUUGGAUAUGAAAUCGAGUAACCACACUCAAUCAAUAUGAUUUUCUUUCUUUUGAUCUCAAUCUUCAACUGAAUUUUUUGAUAAUAUAUAUAUAAGGGUCUGUCCUAUUUAUUCUCUUCAAGGAAA